Messenger RNA from Heterocephalus glaber (naked mole-rat), 3080 nucleotides. RefSeq names its product Jupiter microtubule associated homolog 2 (gene Jpt2). The record is from RefSeq and is a predicted model, not a curated record. Gene Ontology annotation, cellular component: nucleus. NCBI's taxonomy places the organism in Eukaryota, Metazoa, Chordata, Mammalia, Rodentia, Bathyergidae.
CGUGGGCGGGCCAGGAUACCUGCGCGGGGCCGGGCGGGAAUCGCGGCUAGGCGGCUGAAGUGGCGUGGGGCGGUGGCCGACAUGUUCCAGGGUGCGGAUGGCGGGGCCGGCCGGGCAGCUUCCAGAGCCAUGAAACCCCCAGGAGGAGAAUCUAGCAAUCUUUUUGGAAGUCUGGAAGAAGCUGUUCCUUCAAACAGGCCUAAUAGGAUGGCAUCUAAUAUUUUUGGACCAACUGAAGAACCUCAGAACAUACCCAAGAGAACAAAUCCCCCAGGAGGGAAAGGAAGUGGAAUCUUUGAUGAAUCAACUCCUGUGCAGACCCGACACCGUCUGAACCCACCUGGUGGGAAGACUAGUGACAUUUUUGGUUCCCCAGUCACUGCAACUUUACCCUUGGCACACCCAAACAAACCCAAGGACCACACACUUUUGUGUGAAGGAGAAAACCCAAAAUCAGAGCUAAAAGUUGCAACAAGCACCUCGUCACAAGAAGAGCUGGGAACAAAGGGAAGCUCAAGAGAAGUGGACCACACCAAGGAGCUGGAGCCCAUGCCCACAGUCGACAACCAUGAGCCCAGGUUGGGGCCACGGCCUCGCUCUCAUAACAAGGUCCUGAACCCGCCUGGAGGCAAAUCCAGCAUCUCCUUCUACUGAGAGGCUCCUUGUAGCCAGACCAGAAACUCGAAAUAGGGUAUAAGAUGUUACCAUCUUUAGCCCAAAAGAAUGGGGUGGGAGGGUUUGUGUGUGUAUGAGGCUGGUUGCUCAGAGCUCUCCUGUGGUCCUGAGAACUGCACUGAAGUCCAUGCCUUCCUGACUGUUGAGGGACUCAUCUGUUGGGAAACAGUGGGACUCCCUUGGGGUCUACCCAUUUGUUGUUGCUGAUGGAGCAGAACUCUAAUAUGGAUGAGGGGAGGGAGAUGGUGCAGGGUAGCAGGAGGGUUAGAUUUUCCUUUGCAUCAGUGAUCUGCUGACUGAGCAUCUUAAAGCUUUUGAAAGAAAACAUGACAAUCUGUCUAUUUCUGUGGGACAGAGGAAAUAAGCAUGAGCAGAAACACUAAGGAGGCAGGGAUUUAGCUCAGUGGUUCCACCGCCUGCCUCAAAAGCUCAAGGACCCGAGUUCAAUCCCCGGUACAAAAAAAAAAGAAACACUAAGAAGAUUUUGAAGUCUCUGUGCACCCCCUUUAGAUCCUAAUGGUAUUUACUUGUCACCAAUAUGGCUCUCACUUCUGAGAUUACUGUUGAACCCCAGUGUCUCCUUUUCAUUUUAUGCCCACUGUAUCGUCCUGCACUCUUCGUUGCUCUUCCUCAUCAGCAGCCAACAAAACUGAGCAGUUGUCUUCAGUCUGGUGCUCUACAGAAGGUUUUUGUGCCCUGAUCCUCUGAGUUGCCCAGUUCCUGUAUCUAGUUCCCUGGCCAGCUCUCAUGCAGCUGUCUGCCUUUCCCUACAGGAACUUAAUUGUGGUCCUUAGCAUGCCAGGUUUGCUUGUGUUGUUCCUUUUUUGUUUUUCCUUUCAUCAGCCUUUGUUCCUCAUUGGUGAUGUAGCAUUCCCUUGCCAAGCCACAGCUCUUCCUACAUGUGAGGCCUACUGGCCUCUGCAGGGCUUAAAAUCUACUUGGUUAUGUCUGAGCACUGGGCUUAUUCAAACUUUUGCUGUGUUUCACUUUGUUUCUCUUUUUGGUGAAGAAGAUAGUCUGAGAACCUUGGAUUCUUAGGUUGACUUCUUUAACAGUAUUUAAAAAAAAAACUUUUUUAAGAAUCAGCUUCACAAAAAUGCCUAUGGACUCCAUUUCUGACAACUUCCAGAAAAAAAGUCCCUUGCUUAGGCACACCAAAGAGGAAGAAGAGCUACUUGAGCCACUUUUUAAAAGCUUUGCAGAACCUCCAGGUCAUAUUCGCAAACAUUGCUCCUUAGACCAUGAUGUUAAUUUGGCAGCAGAGUCACAACUGUCCUUCACUAGUGAAGAUACAGAUCUGGCAAAAGUCAUGUUGCUUCAUUUAUCAGGCAGAGGUAACCCUGGAAGGGCUGCAGCCUCAGUUCCCUGCUUUAAGAUGACAGGAGAGGGUCAGAUGGUGAUGCUACUGCUCUGAAUGCCUACAAAGCUCAUACCAGGUGCUAGAAACCUCAUCAUUAUUAAACUUGGAAAAGCAACAGCUCUGUGCAGUUAUACUUACAUUGGCCUAGCUGUUUUUAAGUGCCUGCAGUAGUACCAAGUGCUAAGCUCUACAUCUUGUUCCUGGCACAUUGAGGAGUCUAUACAUGUCAACCAAAGAGUUUCCCCCUUCAGUUGCCCUGCAGACUUUAGAGCCAGGAGACACAAAUUCCAGGUGAUAUCAUGAGAACUCAAAUGGGUUGUGGUUCAAAGUCAUUUAUGAGAAUGUCAUUUGAAAUUAAGGCAUUAGUGUUUUCCCUUUUUUUAAAGAGUCUUAAAUGAUGCUUAGCUUUUUAAGUGCAAACACACUAACUUGUUUAACUUACAAGAAAGUAUUCUAAUAGUAAUAAUGAACACCAUUUGUGACUGUAUUUUCUCACAAAAUGAUCUGUGAAUUCCAAAUUGGGUUGCCAAGAAGAACUGUGACAUUAGUAUACUGCCCCUCUGUUAUCAACCCAGUGCAAAGGAGGCUCCUAUUUCCACCCACUGGCAGGGAUUUCUGGGUGGAAAUGGGGAAAUGGAACUUACACCAGUGGCCUCUGGGCAGCAGAGCACCCUGCCUUGCUCUUAUGUCCUUCAUGCCUUAUCCCCCUCUAAGCUUAGGGCCUGGGCAGUGCCCUCAGUGCCAGGAGAAGUGGCCCUGCCCAGGUAAGCCCGGCAGUGUGUUGUCACUUGGAUUAGGAAAAUGCUGUCUGCAUCAAAGUCGCAUCCUGUUCUCAAUCUCCAAGCUGCAUUGAGAAAAUACCGAUCUCGGUAUUUUUAUUAAGCCUUAAAACUUUUAAGUGCAUUUGGUGCCAACAUUUUUCUACAGCUGUAUCAAAGCAAGAAACCCGUCCUCACAUCACAAUGUAAUUUUGAUAGGAACCUUUUUUAUUUUUACAAGGCAGAAUUGGGUAGAACAGUUGAAUUAAAUUUAGUAACUGAACUCA